GUCCCGCUGCGGGGCCGAGGUGCAGCAAACCACAGGGUCGAUCCGUAGCGCCAUGGCCUGCAUCCUCAAGAAGAAGUCUGUGUUUGUGGUGAGCUUCAUAGCCCUGUGCCUCUUGCUGCUAGCCAUGCGCCUUGUCAAUGACGUGACUUUCCCUUUGCUACUCAACUGCUUUGGACAACCUGAAAACAGAUGGAUCCCUUUGUCCUACACAUUCAGGCAGCCUCUUCGAACUCACUAUGGAUACAUAAAUGUGAGGACCCAAGAGCCUUUGCAACUGGAAUGUAACGAUUGUGCCAUAGUGUCAAGUUCAGGUCAAAUGAUUGGACAGAAGGUGGGUGAAGAAAUAGACCACUCAUCCUGCAUUUGGAGAAUGAACAAUGCCCCCACCAAGGGUUUUGAGGAAGACGUUGGCCACAUGACAAUGGUUCGAGUUGUAUCACAUACCAGUGUUCCUCUGCUGCUAAAAAAUCCUGAUUAUUUUUUCAAUGAAGCUAGCACUACCAUCUAUGUUAUUUGGGGCCCUUUCCGCAACAUGAGGAAAGAUGGAAGCGGCAUUGUGUACAACAUGUUAAAACAGACAGUAGAUGCCUAUCCAAGUGCACAGAUUUAUGUGACCACAGAGGAGCGCAUGAAUUACUGCGAUGGAGUCUUUAAGAAGGAAACUGGGAAAGACAGAGUCCAGUCUGGCGCCUACCUCAGCACAGGGUGGUUUACCUUUAUCCUGGCUAUGGACGCCUGCUCCAGCAUCCACGUCUACGGGAUGAUAAAUGACACCUACUGCACGACAGAGGGGUACAGAAAAGUCCCCUAUCAUUACUAUGAACGAGAAAAGGAUGAGUGCACCGAGUAUUUUCUCCAUGAGCGGACCCCAUUCGGGGGCCACAGGUUCAUCACUGAAAAGAAGGUGUUUGCCAAGUGGGCUGAGACAAACAGAAUCGUAUUCACACACCCGAACUGGACAAUGUCCUGACGCUGUGCUUCCUGCUCAUGACACAGCAGCUGUGAGGAGGGAGGCUGUUGGUGGUGAUGGUGUGGGCAGGGACGACCAUGGUCCUUAGCAUUCUCUGGUGAGGAUGAUGACUCUCCUGGUAAAGUGAAUCCUGUGGGAAGGGUCGUGCUCAUUCUGUUCUUCCUGGUGGUUCAGCCCUACAUACUGCACUUUAUAACUUACCGAGAAUCGAAACGAAGGCCAGUAACAUGACAGCUGUGACUAAAGAAAACGAAGAUUAUCUUCCAAGAUGGCAGCUCAGAAGUCUUUAACCAAGGCCUCCAGAAGUGGUGGGUGUGGCCUUGUCCUCAGGCAAGGUUAUGGAGCGGGCACAUGGGCAACUCCGCACCUUGGAAAAUGGUGGACUACCAAACACUGUCCCAAGUAAUUCUAUCAGGGUAUAGACAUCUGCCUCAGCUACUAGUUAGGCUGAGAAGGGGGAGGUAUCUCUUUCUAAGAUGCCAUCUUCCUUCCGUCUGUCUUUCAGCUAAAGCCUCAGGCUGCCUACGUAAAUGUAGCACCGAAGGUAUUAUGUAAUUCCUGCACGUCAGGGUUACCGCACUAUCUCAGAGACUUAAUUCAGAGUACAUCAAGUAGCAAAUAUUGACAUGUUUUUGAACAAAUGUUGUUCAAAGGACUGUUCAAAACAAUAUAACUAAACAUAUUAUUGCAAUUGCCUAUGUUUAAUGUUUAGUUAUUUUUGGUUGAGUACUAAAUAUUAAC
Messenger RNA from Psammomys obesus (fat sand rat), 1711 nucleotides. RefSeq names its product ST6 N-acetylgalactosaminide alpha-2,6-sialyltransferase 3 (gene St6galnac3). Lineage: Eukaryota; Metazoa; Chordata; Mammalia; Rodentia; Muridae. Gene Ontology annotation, biological process: oligosaccharide metabolic process; ganglioside biosynthetic process. The record is from RefSeq and is a predicted model, not a curated record. Gene Ontology annotation, molecular function: alpha-N-acetylgalactosaminide alpha-2,6-sialyltransferase activity. The coding region runs from base 53 to 970 and encodes 305 amino acids. The transcript is spliced from 5 exons.